Molecule: messenger RNA, 809 nt
Organism: Tuber aestivum (summer truffle)
Lineage: Eukaryota; Fungi; Ascomycota; Pezizomycetes; Pezizales; Tuberaceae
Source: the annotation of a GenBank genome assembly
ACCGUCAUAUCAUAACAACAAUGCACCUCCCACACCUCCCCCUUCCGCUCCUUCCCCUGCUCUCCCUGCUCAUAAGCCUAACAGCGGCGUACGCCCCGACUAGCAUAUUUUGCAAAUGCGCCUGCGGCUACAACUCGACCCUAAUCCCAAUCACCUCCCCGCCCAGCUGCUCGGAAUGUAAUCGCCAGUUCUGCCUGAAGCAGCACUUGCCGAUCUGCCGUGAUGUGGGAGAUGAUGACAUCUUUACUACCUGCUUCCGUAAGUACAGUGUGAACCGUCAUGCACGUCCUCUGGACGGGCACGCGAGCAGGCAAGGGGGGGGGGAGGGUGCUAAUGAGGAUGUUUCCAGAGAGAGAUUCCGCAAAGGAUCAGGCGGUGGUAUUUAUUUUCAUUGUGGCUACGGUGGGAUUGUUGGGGUAUGCUGGGCUGAGGGGGUGGGUGGGGGAAGUUAUCAAGGUUUGUGGGUCCUUUGCUUGAUGGCGGCGAGGGCGGGAGGGCUAAUUGGCGGGGGGAGUGUAGAAGUGGAGAGACAGGGAUAGGACGGCUGGGGAGAGGUAUGAGGCCUUGCCAGGCGCUUAGUGUUUAUCUACGGCUUUUAUUCGCGGUUCCUACGAUUCUUUUUUCCUACGGCAUGCGGUGGUGGGUGGGUGGAUGGAUGGGGCCUGCGGGUCGGUUGUAGGAUAUUGUUUUCGUUUGGGGUGGGACGCGUGAGCUAUGUUUGGAUAUUUAAAUAUCCGAGAUACUAGGGUACGGCACUGGAAGGUAAUGACUGCAAUGAAUAAUAUCGAAUGGAGUUGUGUUUUGUCUUC